AUGCAACGGGCCGAUAUUACAGACUGGCCUUACAUUGAUUCGCCCUGGGAUCUCUUCCUUGAAUGUGACAGAUAUAAUAGCACUGUGCGCAAAAACUUUGGAGCUUGUAUCAUCGCCCACAUGUUGGGUAUAGUCUCAGCUUAUAUAUUUCCCUUUAUUGGCGCCUUUGGCUUAAUCUCAAACUUCCUCGUCCUCUAUGUCUUCUUUUUUGUCUACCGCAAACCCACUCGACAGAUGAUUUACCUGGGCAGCAUUGCCGGCGCCGACAUUCUGACACUCAUCACAUUCGGCUGGAUCUGGCUAUUUCCUGCCAAAGGUCUUCCCUAUGCCACCCUGGCUCGAGUCUACUUCUUCAUCUUUAAUUUCAACGAUGUGACCUGCAAGGUCUUUCGCUACGCCUACUCCUUCACAGCCAGCCUCAGUUCAUCCCUUUUUCUACUGACCGCCCUCGACCGUUGUCUCAGCAUCUACUUCCCCCUGCGGUUCAGCCGCAUUUCCACGCGACGGGCCUGGGAAGCGGUCCUCAUAAUUACCCUUGUUAGCGCCCUCGCCAUGCUACCGUUUGGACUGAUGGUGGGGCAUAGCCUAUCCCAGGGAAAGAUAAUCUGCUGGGUGCUAGAGCAGAAGACAUUUCUGCAGAUUUACCAUGUUCUCCUGUCAAACAGCUCCCUCCUGCAGACCCUGCUUGUCAUAGGCGUCAAUAUCGCCCUUGUAGUUCGCCUAAGACGUGCGGUUUCUGAGCGCCGGUCCAUGUCCAACUGUACCACCACAAACCGCGAGAUCGCUGCCUCAAUGUUGUUGGUUAUGCUAUCUGGCGCCACUGUCAUGGCCGCCCUGCCCCAGUCCAUUGCUUACGCACUGUCCAGUAUCCUGGCUGAGGUGUUACACGGUGAUGAGGGACUGACCAUAGUUCGACUGGUUUACAACAUAUCUGACCUCUGUUGGCACAUCCUGUUUCUGCAGCAGGCCCUCAACUGGGUGCUCUACAUGAAGCGCAUGAAGAACUUUCGGGAGCAGACGUUAAGGCUGCUACGCUGCCGGCGUCAAGCGAGCCGAGGAUUGCAUGAGGAAUCCUUUAGUUCUAUGCGCGUCAACACCAGGAAGCUGCGGCUGUCUGUGUUGGAAUCAUUCAGAGAGGAGGGAAGCAAGAUAGUGCAUGCUGACAGGGCGGCCGACCUGACGAAAGCGAAGCCUCCCAAGACCAUCCAACCCAAUGGUGUGAUUAAACUGCAGAACUACACGCCUCGGGUAGGGGAACUUGCACCUGAGCAGACUUUGGCUGAGCAAAAGGAAAUAACCUUUUCUACAGCAUUUUAA
Molecule: messenger RNA, 1317 nt
Organism: Dibothriocephalus latus
Lineage: Eukaryota; Metazoa; Platyhelminthes; Cestoda; Diphyllobothriidea; Diphyllobothriidae
Source: the annotation of a GenBank genome assembly